UGAGAAGGCUUCUACUCUCUGCAGUGAGAAGGCUCCUACCCUCUGCAGUGAGAAGGCUCCUACCCUCUGCAGUGAGAAGGCUCCUGCCCUCUGCAGUGAGAAGGCUUCUACCCCCUGCAGUGAGAAGGCUCCUACCCUCUGCAGUGAGAAGGCUCCUACCCUCUGCAGUGAGAAGGCUCCUACACUCUGCAGUGACAGGGCUCCCACCCUCUGCAGUGAGAAGGCUCCUACCCUCUGCAGUGUGAAGGCUCCUACCCUCUGCAGUGAGAAGGCUCCUACCCUCUGCAGUGAGAAGGCUCCUACCCUCUGCAGUGAGAAGGCUCCUACCCUCUGCAGUGAGAAGGCUCCUACCCUCUGCAGUGACAGGGCUCCCACCCUCUGCAGUGAGAAGGCUCCUACCCUCUGCAGUGUGAAGGCUCCUACCCUCUGCAGUGAGAAGGCUCCUACUCUCUGCAAUGAGAAGGGAUUGACCCUGAUUCCCCCCUCCAACUCCAACUCCUCACCCACAUCCUGCCCCCUCACCCACCUCCACCCCAUCACCCACCACCCCCCUCCCUCCACCCUCAGACUACUCAUCCUGCCUGAUGAACAGAUGGAUGGAUGA
Molecule: messenger RNA, 604 nt
Organism: Oncorhynchus nerka (sockeye salmon)
Lineage: Eukaryota; Metazoa; Chordata; Actinopteri; Salmoniformes; Salmonidae
Product: cornifin-B-like
Exons: 2
Source: RefSeq, a predicted model, not a curated record